AUGGACUACCACUCACCUCUCACAACCACCGUUCACAACCCGCAAUUACGGCUCCUCAACGCCCUCCGCGCCGGUUCAGGGCCAAUAAUGACCUUUCUUGGACUUCCAUCCUCUCGUACGGCUCAACUAGUAGCCUCAACCGACCUAGACGGCAUCAUCAUUGACUGUGAGCACGGGCACAUCAGCGACGACGCAAUGCACAACUCCAUCACCGCGAUCUCUUCACAAGGCGUCUCCCCACUUGUUCGUAUCAGGAUGACCCACGCAGAUCUGAUCAAGCGCGCUCUGGACGCUGGUGCUCACGGCAUCGUCGUUCCCAUGAUCAAUACUGCCGAUGACGCCAGGGUUGUGGUUCAGAAUGCCAAGUUUCCUCCUCAGGGUUUAAGGGGUCAAGGGUCGGCAUUUCCCGGAUUCGCACUUGGUGUUGACAUCCCGACGUAUAUGAAGACGGCCAAUGAGACUCUCAUUACUUGCCUGCAAAUCGAGUCCAAGCUGGGUGUUGAGAACGUUGAUGCCAUCUGUGCAGUGCCCGGCGUCGACAUGCUAUUCAUCGGGCCUAAUGACCUGGCCCUGUCUGUUCUCGGAUAUGUUCCAGCCAAAGGAGACGAGCCCGAGUUUGUGGAGGCGAUUGAGAAGAUCGUCAGUGCUGCCAAGAAGCAUGGAAAAUGGGUUGGUCGGCUGUCAAAUGAUGGAGCUUCAGCGAAAAAGGAUCUAGAGGUGUUUGAUACCGUAGCAUUAGGUUAUGAUGUUCGCGCCAUUCAGAAUUGGUAUAGAGCGGAGCUGAAAACAGCACGAUCAUAG
This is a messenger RNA of Fusarium keratoplasticum, 801 nucleotides long. RefSeq names its product HpcH-HpaI domain-containing protein. Gene Ontology annotation, molecular function: aldehyde-lyase activity. Bases 1 to 801 code for a protein of 266 amino acids. The transcript has 2 exons. The record is from RefSeq and is a predicted model, not a curated record. Gene Ontology annotation, cellular component: cytoplasm. Lineage: Eukaryota; Fungi; Ascomycota; Sordariomycetes; Hypocreales; Nectriaceae.